Messenger RNA from Acanthisitta chloris (rifleman), 2000 nucleotides. RefSeq names its product condensin complex subunit 1-like. Gene Ontology annotation, cellular component: condensed chromosome, centromeric region. Gene Ontology annotation, molecular function: histone binding. Lineage: Eukaryota; Metazoa; Chordata; Aves; Passeriformes; Acanthisittidae. The annotation marks the transcript as partial. The transcript has 15 exons. Gene Ontology annotation, biological process: mitotic chromosome condensation; meiotic chromosome condensation. The record is from RefSeq and is a predicted model, not a curated record.
CAGAAGGUGCUGUCCGCCCACGAGCUGCCGGCCGCCCUCGCGGAAUUCCGGUCCGCGUUCCGGGCGCAGGGCGCGCUGGCCGUGCUGCAGCACUUCGAUUCUGUCUACAGUUUGCUGCACCACUUCCGAACUGCGGAGAACGCUGUGAAGGAGGACGCCCUGGAACUGUUGAUGCACGUGCUGUCGCGUCAUUCUAAUGAACUUUCUGCCAUCUUGAACGACUCUGGGCUGAGCCUUGCCGACCGUGAUGCUCACCUCAAUGCUCUUAAGAUGAACUGCUACUUGCUGGCUGGCCUGAUGGAUGCCUUUGAAAUGGAAACCUGCAAGAAUGGUUUGUGUCAGGCAGAUCCUAGCAGGAAGAACAAGAAGAACCAUGCCAAGACUUCUGAGUCCUUGUGGGAAGAGGAGAGGGAGCCACUCUUACGGCUGCUUACACAGCUGCUGCAGCUGGAUCUCCGUCAACUUUGGGGUGGUAUAGUGAUGGAAGAAGAGUUUAUCAGGUUGAUAACAGGAAGCUGCUACCGUAUCCUGGAGAAUCCAAAUAUUGGUUUUCAGAAGUAUCGGGUCACACGGGAGGCUGUGACACAUCUGCUCGCUGCAGCUCUGGUUCACUGUGACAACAUGUUCAGUGCCACUCUGAAGAUCAUGCAAAUGCUGCAGCACUUUGAACAUGUAGCCCCAGUGCUUGCACAGGCUGUGAGCCUCUGGGCUAAAGAGUAUGGUCUGAAAAGCCUGGUGGGUGAACUGCUAAGGGAAAUGGGACAGAAAUGUUCACAGGAUCUGACUCAUGAGGCUUCUGGAGUCAAGAGUUACGCUACAUUUUUAACUGAACUGGCUGAACAGAUUCCAGCUCUGGUGCUAUCCAACAUCAGUGUUCUCUUGCCUCACUUGGAUGGGGAGAGUUAUAUGAUGCGAAAUGCCGUUCUGUCAGCUAUGGCAGAGGUGCUGAUACAGGUGCUGAACGGUAACCAGCUGGAGGAAGCUGUCCGAGGCACUCGCGACAAGUUCCUGAAGAUGCUGCAGGCCCAUGUCCAUGACAUCAAUAGCUUUGUGCGCAGCCGCGUGCUGCAGCUCUUCACUCGCAUUGUUCAGUGCAAGGCCCUGCCUUUGACUCAGUUCCAGUCUGUGGCAUCGUUGGCUGUUGAGCGUCUCAAAGAUAAAUCUGUUAUAGUAGUGAAAAGUGCAAUCCAGCUCCUGGCUGCAUUUUUGUCCAACAAUCCCUUCUCCUGCAAGCUAAGCUGUGCUGAUUUGGCUGAACCACUGAAGAAAGAAGUGCAGAAACUGCAAGAAAUGAGGGACCGUAGCAAAUCCACAGCAGCUCCAGUGAUUGCCCCAGAGGAAGAGUGGGAAGCAAUGCUGCCAGAAGUUAGGGCUGCCAUAGAGCAGCUCUUUGAACCACUGCAGGAAGAGGAAGAGGAGGUGCUGAAAGUUGAGGAAACAGUGGAGAGUACAGUGGACAAAAUCACUAGGCUGCUGAAGAGGCUGAACUACAAGAGCGCCGCCCGCCUUACGCAGAAGGCCCUGAGUCAGUUCCAGGGGAAGGAACCCUUCAGUGGCCCCAUGGAGGAAAACGAGCAGGCAGUAAUCCUGGGUAUUCUGAAGAGACUUUACACAGGUAACUGCCCAGGUGAGAACAGUGAGGAUCUUCCACAUGACAACAAUAGUUCUAAGACUGAAGAAGUUGUACAGGAAGAGCAGUCUCAAGCAGAGCUGGUCAAACAGGAGAUGUUGGUGCAAUACCUGCAAGAUGCUUACAACUUCUCAGUGAAAAUCACAGAAGCUCUGAACCUGAUCAGCCAGAUAAUGUAUGAGAACUCUGUCUCAGUGGUGCAGGAAUCCAUUGAGUUUUUUGUGACGGUCUCGCAGUUUGGUAUGCCCCAGGCACUGCUUGGAGUCCGCAGAAUGCUUCCCCUUAUAUGGUCCAAAGAGUCUGGUAUUAAGGAAGCUGUGCUGAAUGCCUACAGGCAGCUCUACCUGACCCCCAGCAAGGAUUCAGAGAG